AUGAUGGCCGCGGCAACAAGCAACGUGGCGCCGCCUCCGCCCCCGACGCCGCAGCCGGCAACACGCCCAGAGGUUGGAACUCCGGGCACCGCUACCGCUGCCGCCGCGGCGAGCGCGAAGCCGGGGCUGACGAUGGACCACGGGGGCCCCCAGGACCACCACCGGCACUGGCACGAGCGAUCGUUCUCGGCCGUCGUGGACGACGCCCUCGCGGCCCUGUCGGGCGCGUCGCCCCGCGGGAGCGGCUGCUCCACCGCCGACGUGUCGCUGGACUCUUCGCUGUCUCCUUCGUCGCCGUCGCCGCCGCCGCCGCCACCACCACCACCACCACCGCCCGCUGUUGGCGGCCUGGCGGAGGCGCAGUACGGACAGGGGGGGAGGGAGGAGGAGAAGAUGGCGACGACGACGGGGUCGGGGAGAAACGACGCCGACUCUCUCCGCGAGCAGCUCACGAACGACCCCCUCCAACCGAACGCGCAGCCUCCUCUCGACCUCAACUUUCACAACAACAACAUCAACAACAACGGCGGUGACAGCAGCAUCGCCGACGACAACGAUAACAACGACAGCAGCGCCAAGGGCAAGAACAUCCUGCCCCCUCCUCGCGCCAGCGGCGGCGGCGGGGGAGUCGGCGACGCAGACGCUGCCGGACCGGUCGCCUCGACCUCAACCGGCGUCGACCUGCCGCCGCCGCAAACGCCCCCGCCGUGUUCGAAGGCAAGGGCUAAGUCCAAGGUCAAGACCAAGCACGACCACUUCGACGACGGAGGUUGUGACAGUCAUUCGGCACCGCCACCGCCACCGCCACCGCCCGCCGCUGCCGCCGCCCCCGCCUCCGGCGGCAAGAAGAAGAAGAAGAAGCUCAGGGAGAUUUUUCACAGGAGGCUAGUCAGAGGAGUGCGGUCGUACCUGAGGGACGGAGAGGUGUACUUCAAGCUGUGCGAGCCGGAGAACAUCGGCCGGACAGGUGGCCGCAGCGGCGGCGAGGCUUCUAACGCGGCGGCGGCGGCGGCGGCGGCGGCGGCGGGCGUGAUCGGGGACGGGCCCGCGGCCACCGGUCGGGUCGUUCCGAAGAGAGGAGGCCCUCGCGAGAAAAGGGCGCGAGCUCUAGCUCUUUCCGCGGCAGGGCUUGCCGAGUAG
Ectocarpus siliculosus is the source of this 1140-nucleotide messenger RNA. The record is from the annotation of a GenBank genome assembly. NCBI's taxonomy places the organism in Eukaryota, Phaeophyceae, Ectocarpales, Ectocarpaceae.